Clarias gariepinus (North African catfish) is the source of this 1034-nucleotide messenger RNA. It is a transcript of the gene psmd9, whose product is annotated as proteasome 26S subunit, non-ATPase 9. Gene Ontology annotation, cellular component: cytoplasm; nucleus. The record is from RefSeq and is a predicted model, not a curated record. Bases 34 to 684 code for a protein of 216 amino acids. Gene Ontology annotation, biological process: proteasome regulatory particle assembly. The transcript has 6 exons. Gene Ontology annotation, molecular function: protein binding. Lineage: Eukaryota; Metazoa; Chordata; Actinopteri; Siluriformes; Clariidae.
UCGCCGUACGAGCAGUGACGUCACAAGUCAGCCAUGAAGAUGACGGAGGAGGAGAAGAAGAAGAGCGCGGAUAAAGCCGCAGUCACCACGGAGGAGGUUCAGCGUCUCAUUAAGAGGAAAGAUGAGAUCGAGGAGCAGAUUAAAGCGUAUUACGAAGUGCUGGAGGAUCAAGGCGAUGUGGGCAUGAGCGCCCCUCUAGUGGAUGUCGAAGGCUAUCCCCGCGCAGAUGUGGAUUUGUUCCAGAUCCGAACAGCAAGGCACAGCAUCUCAUGUUUGCAGAACGAUCACAAAGCAAUCAUGGUGGAGAUCGAAGAGGCUCUUCAUAAUCUUCACGCUCAAGAAAGAGCCAAGCGUGAGCAGGACCAGGCGGAAGCGCAGACUGAGAGAAUGGAGCAGGACGUGCCGCUGCCGUCCCCUUUUGCUCGAGUGGACGCCGUGACUUCGGGCUCCCCUGCUUAUCAGGCGGGUCUGUGUGUUGGUGACGAGAUCAUAGAGUUUGGUUCGGUGAACCCGAGCAACUUCCACAGCCUGCAAAACAUAGCUUCUGUAGUGCAGCACAGUGAAGGGAAAUCAGUGAGUAUUGCGGUGAUCCGGAACGGACGGAAAGCUCGUCUCAGCCUGACCCCGCAGCGCUGGUCUGGAAGAGGCUUACUGGGGUGCAACAUAGUUCCUCUUCACAGAUGACCGGAAUGAGGGACGCUCAUGACCAUGGGCUUGUGCUUUUGUGCUCCCACUUGACUAAACACAUUUAACACAUUUUCCAAUAUGUCUUUAGACAGGUUUAGUUUUCAAUUCAUAAUCACAUCCUCCAUCACAAGUGUAUUUAAUUUUUAUACAUGCAUUUGUAUUUAAUAAAUAGCUUUGGUGUUUAAAAAAAUCCAGACCAUUUUCUGGAAACUGCCUUCACACUAUUAGAUCAAAACUAAAUCUUUACCAAGUAACUUUCUUGAUUAUUUUGUAUUAUUUAAUUAUAAUUUGCGAAGAAGGAAUGAAAUUUUCGGAUGAGAAAUUAAAUUGUUUUUUUUGUUGAAUUA